UAUCUCUGUGAGGGUAUCUUGACUAUGAGUAGUCUUGGUCUCUGUUAGUACACGGGUCUACAAUGACUCUACAUGUAGGUCGCCAUGAAGCCAGGGUCUGGUGUCGAUGGUGACUUCUCACGCUUGUUACGCGACAUUUAAACACUUCACAAGCUUCAAGCCUUCAUAGAUUGAUCUCACUCCUCAUAUAUACAGCUCAUCAUCUGCAAGACCAGUCAUGGCCGUCAAAGCAUGCUUAUUCGAUAUGGACGGCCUGCUCAUAGACUCAGAGUCCAUCUAUACCCAAACCACAGAGCUCCUGCUAGCAAACCACGGCAGACCUGCCAAGUUCCCUAUUGAAGUCAAAUCCAACAUGAUGGGUCGACCAGGACCCCAAGCGGCACAGGUGUUUCUCGACUGGGCACAGAUCCCCGGAUUGACUGUGCCAGAGUAUAUUGCUGAGCAAAAAGCACUGCAAUUGACGCGUUUCCCGCAUGUUCAACCGUUGCCAGGUGCAGUAGACCUAGUCUCACACUUGAAGCAACACGGUGUUGGGAUUGCUCUUGCAACGUCAAGUACAAGCAGCAAUUACGCUCUCAAGUCUAGUAACCUCGCUCGUCUCUUUGACUUGUUUGAAGAGGUACGCGUUACAGGCGACGAUGCGCGUGUUGUGGGACGCGGAAAGCCUCAGCCCGAUAUCUUCUUGACUGCCCUUGCGGACCUCAAUGCGCAUCUUCGACAGAAAACUUCAGACCAUAUUGAUAUUCUGCCUGCAGAGUGUCUUGUCUUUGAAGAUGGUGUGCCAGGAGUUGAAGCUGGUCUUGCUGCUGGGAUGCGCGUGAUUUGGGUACCAGAUCAGCAAAUUCUCUCCCUCCAUCGGCAUCAAGUAGAUGAGAUUCUGUGUGGACGUGGCGAGAUGCUCCUGUCAUUACAAGACUUUGACUAUGCGAAAUACGAGCUGCCAACCAAGUGAGAGCAAUUGCAUUUGGAUGCUACA
Molecule: messenger RNA, 976 nt
Organism: Protomyces lactucae-debilis
Lineage: Eukaryota; Fungi; Ascomycota; Taphrinomycetes; Taphrinales; Protomycetaceae
Product: haloacid dehalogenase-like hydrolase
Exons: 1
Coding region: 218-952 (244 amino acids)
Molecular function (GO): phosphatase activity
Source: RefSeq, a predicted model, not a curated record